AUGCGGCGGCUCGGUGAUGUAAGGUCGGAAUCGGGCCGCGUGCAGCUCCUCGUGCUCGUUUCCGCUCAUCUUUGCUCCAUCACAGGUUGCCUGUUUGUGACAGAUUAUUUCACCCGGACACCUCGCAGACUGAACGCCUUCCGCUCAUUCGCCAGCGUGGAGCUCUUCCACUUCACUGUGCCUGAUGACACAGUUGUGGCCGUCUGGAACCUCAUCACAUUUAAGGAGCAAGGGGGAACGUUUGGAGAUAACUGUCCUGACCGCAACGUGACAGUGUACUUCAGGUCGGGAGCCCCACCGGUCAUCAACCCCUUGAACACCCGUUUCCCAAAGGACACCAUCGUCCCAGGCUCCUUUGCUGUCACGCUGACAUGGACGCUGCCCAACCGUACUACCGGGGUGUUCAAUGUUACCAGCCCUCUCCCUGGAGACUGGUUCUUGGCUGCACAUCUGCCAAAGGAUGAAGGGAAAAUCUCUGUCAAGGGUCUUCAUGAAGAGUGUCAGUACCUCUUCCAACCUCAGCUCAUAGUCCAGAGGCUUAUCGGGAUUUCGGUGCUCUACCCUGGCUACUUCAUAGACCAGAUGAUUCCAGGUCACAACAGAUCUGUUCUCUAUAAAGUAUUUAUCCCCAGCUACAUAUCUUCUGUAAAGGUUCAGCUGGUGGACUGCAGCACCAGGAACAGGAGCAGUGAAAGCUGUCCAGUUCUGUUGAAGUUGAGAGCGAGAGCUCCACCUGUGCACAACUCCAGUGCUGUGGACUGCAGAGAGAACAUGCCAUGCGAGCUGGAGGUGCCACUGCUGUCUUGGGAACAGUGGUACUACAUUCUGGUGGAGCGCUACCUCAGCAUCACAGAUGUAUACUUCCGAAUUGGUGUGCAGGUCAAAGACUGCUCCAAGCCGAGCAUCACUAAAGGCUCAUCUGCUAUGAAUAUGCCCCAGUCAUUUGGCACAGCGAUGGGCUUUUCUCUGUCGGAAACACUGCCAGCUGCCAGCUUGCCCAACCUCGUACGGAAUGGCUCGGAUCAGAGUCCACUGCUGAAGGCCGAGAACAGCAUCAUCUACUUGGCUCCCACUGCUGACACCAAUAAGUGCUGGCCAAUCCGACCUACAUUACGCAAUGAGUUGGAUACCUUCUCUGUGCACUUCUAUAUCUUCUUUGGGCCCAACAUCUCUAUUCCUCCAGACCGGGCAGCAGUGUUUGCCAUUAAUCUGAUGCCAGUGUUGGACAGUGGAGGCGUUCUUAACAUGGAACUCAAACUCAAUGUGUCCUCAGUGAAUAGGGAGAAUAUAACUGUAUUUGGCUGCCUGCAUCAUGGAAUGCCGCUAACCCUUCAAGACAACUCCUCUGUCAAGUGCGAGUCUGAGUCAAUUUCAGGAUUCCUUUUGUCUGUGAACACCACGACAAACAUUACCAAGCUGCGGAUCCCAUACCCCCAGACUGGCACCUGGUACCUCAGCCUCCGAUCUCUACGCUCCACAGAACAUGGGUUUGAGGCGUGCCCUAAUAUAACAGCAGAAGUGUAUCUUCGGUCCUAUCUGACCCCAUGUAUCAACGACUGUGGCACUUAUGGCCAGUGCAAACUCCUCCGCACCAAUAACUACUUGUACGCUGCAUGCGAGUGCAAAGCAGGUUGGGAUGGCUGGGGCUGUACAGACAACACAGAAGCGUAUUCAUAUGGAUUUCAGCUACUGUCUACCCUGCUGCUCUGUCUGAGUAACCUGAUGUUUGUCCCACCUGUGGCCAUCGCCAUUCGCAGCCAUUAUUUGCUCGAAGCCUCCGUCUACAUCUUCACAAUGUUCUUCUCGACAUUCUACCAUGCCUGCGAUCAGCCGGGCAUUGUCGUGUUCUGCAUUAUGGAGUAUGAUGUCCUCCAGUUCUGUGAUUUUCUCGGCUCCCUCAUGUCCGUCUGGGUUACGGUCAUUGCCAUGGCCAGACUUAAAUCCAUCAUCAAGCAGGUGCUGUACCUGCUAGGGGCGAUGUCUCUAUCCAUGGCUCUUCAGCUGGACCGUCAUGGCCUGUGGAACCUUCUAGGCCCCAGCCUUUUUGCCUUGGGUAUAAUGGCCAUUGCCUGGACUGUUCGCACCAUCCGGCGGCGCCGCUGCUACCCUCCAACAUGGAAACGCUGGAUCUUCUUUCUGCUCCCAGGCACUACCAUUGCUACUUCAGCUGUGGCGCUCUAUGCCUUCGUGGAGACUGAAGAGAACUACUUCUACAUCCACAGCAUCUGGCACAUGCUGAUUGCUGGUAGCGUGGGCUUCCUGUUGCCACCCCGUGCCAAGCCUGAUGCCAAGGUGACACCAAUGAGGCGCCAGCGUGGAUGCGGAUACCAGCUCUGCGUUAAUGAACACGAGGAGAUGGGCCUCGUCGACCCGGCCAUUAUCACCAUCAACAGCAUCUGCACCAGCUGA
This is a messenger RNA of Neoarius graeffei (lesser salmon catfish), 2409 nucleotides long. RefSeq names its product transmembrane protein 8B (gene tmem8b). The coding region runs from base 1 to 2409 and encodes 802 amino acids. Lineage: Eukaryota; Metazoa; Chordata; Actinopteri; Siluriformes; Ariidae. The record is from RefSeq and is a predicted model, not a curated record. The transcript has 13 exons. Gene Ontology annotation, cellular component: plasma membrane.